AUGUCGGGGCUCGCAGCGCUAGUACGGAAAACUGGAGAUUAUGUGAAGACCCAGGAGUUCCGGGAUUACAUAACCAGCACCCACUUCUGGGGUCCUGUGGCCAACUGGGGCCUUCCGUUGGCCGCCUUCAAGGAUAUGAAGGCUCCUCCCGACAUCAUCAGUGGCCGCAUGACGACGGCGCUCAUGUUCUACUCCAUGGCUUUCAUGCGCUUUGCCUACCGGGUCCAGCCUCGAAAUUACCUGCUAAUGGCGUGCCAUUUCACCAACGUGGUGGCCCAGAGCAUGCAGGCCAGCCGCUAUGUGAUGCACCACUACGGUGGUGGGGUCAAGGCCAGAAACCCUCCGGCCAAAUAA
Microtus oregoni (creeping vole) is the source of this 354-nucleotide messenger RNA. Its product is annotated as mitochondrial pyruvate carrier-like protein. NCBI's taxonomy places the organism in Eukaryota, Metazoa, Chordata, Mammalia, Rodentia, Cricetidae. Gene Ontology annotation, cellular component: mitochondrial inner membrane. The transcript has a single exon. The coding region runs from base 1 to 354 and encodes 117 amino acids. The record is from RefSeq and is a predicted model, not a curated record. Gene Ontology annotation, biological process: pyruvate import into mitochondria.